Molecule: messenger RNA, 1370 nt
Organism: Frankliniella occidentalis (western flower thrips)
Lineage: Eukaryota; Metazoa; Arthropoda; Insecta; Thysanoptera; Thripidae
Product: zinc finger protein 239-like
Exons: 1
Biological process (GO): regulation of immune system process; negative regulation of transcription by RNA polymerase II; regulation of cytokine production
Source: RefSeq, a predicted model, not a curated record
CUCCCGCUGGUGCCGCUGGAGCUCGCGGGGGUCAAGCACAGGGCCGAGAGGCGCCCCACCGCUGUGCGACCUGCGGGGCGGCCUUCAGGACGGCGGCCCUCCUCCGGGCCCACAUGCGGACCCAUGCCGCCGAUGAACUGGAUAGCGAUGAACACUGCGGCGACAGUUAUACGGGAAGUUCUGACCACCGUAGACACGCGAGCACUCACAAGGGUGAUAGACCCUUCAGCUGCCUGACUUGCGGCAAACGUUUCGCUCGAAGUGACCACCUCCGUGGGCACAUGAGGACUCACACGGGUGAGAAACCCUACAUAUGCCAGACUUGUGGGAAACGUUUCUCUCGUAGUGACCAUCUCCGUGCACACACGAGGACUCACACAGGUGAGAAACCUUACAAGUGCCAGACUUGCGGCAAAAGGUUUUCUACCAGUGCCAAUAUCCGUGUGCACCUGAGGACUCACACAGGUGAGAAACCUUAUGAAUGCCUGAGUUGUGGCAAACGUUUCUCUCAAAAUAUCCACCUCAGUAAUCAUAUCAGGACUCACACAGGUGAUAGACCGUACAAAUGCCAGACAUGCGGCAAAGGGUGCUCUACCAGGACUCACACAGGUUAAAAACCUUAUGAAUGCCAGAGUUGUAGCAAAUGUUUCUCUUGAAAUAGCGACCUCGGUAGGCACAUGAGGACUCACAAAGGUGAGAAACCUUAUGAAUGCCAGGGUUGUGGCAAAGGAUUCAGUCAGAACGCCAGACUCAAUGCACACAUGAGGACACACACAGGUGAGAAACUCUAUAAGUGUCAGACUUGCGGCAAAGGGUUUUCUCUACUUGCCAACGUCGGUAGACACAUGAUGACUCACACUGGUGAUUGGUGAUAGACCCUGUAAUGGCCUAUGGCUUGUGGCGCUUCUUUGUGGUGAUUUGUCCUUUCUUUUUUUCUGGUCUACAGUACCCGUCCUAAAUCCGGUACAUUAUAACAAAUAAAGAUGACUCAGAUCACACACCAUGUGUACUCAUGCAUUAAGACCGACCAAAACCAAACCCAAUUAGUUAAAGUACUUUUAGAGUUAAUUUAAGUUUUUGUUUUUAUCAACCUCUGUGGUUUGCUUUUUUUUAAAUCACUCUGUAAUUAUUUUUGUUUAGUGAAUUAUUUUGCUCCUUUGUUUUAGCAGUCAUUUUGGCUUGAUUGAAUUUAAUUACACUACGCUAAUUGUAGUUCUGCCAAUAAAUCUGUAUAUAAACAUACACUUCAAAUAAUCUAUUGCGUGCUGCCCUGUGCAGAUGAGACAGGAUCCUAAUCUAAGCUUUCACCUAGAAAAUGGUAUCUUUGUAACAAGGCUAAAUGCGUUGCUUAAACACUAUUUUUACCUCAA